Messenger RNA from Phaeodactylum tricornutum CCAP 1055/1, 2328 nucleotides. RefSeq lists its product with no specific name. The transcript has 2 exons. NCBI's taxonomy places the organism in Eukaryota, Bacillariophyta, Bacillariophyceae, Surirellales, Neidiaceae. Gene Ontology annotation, biological process: regulation of DNA-templated transcription. Gene Ontology annotation, molecular function: double-stranded DNA binding. Bases 1 to 2328 code for a protein of 775 amino acids. The record is from RefSeq and is a predicted model, not a curated record.
AUGCGAUCUUUGCAGGCUUCCACGCUAUUUUCAAUACUGACAGCUGUCGCUAGCCUCUCUGCCGAACCUCAAAGACUCUCACGACCAUAUCCGCUGACCGCCUCGCUGGAAGAACCGCGAAGGAAAGUUCAUUCCGUGGAAUUUACUUCCGCCUUUGCACCUUCCGCACAGCGGCGUCAAGCCCGAAAGCGGAGAAAAUUACGGAGACCGCCGGCGGUGGAUUCGACCCUCUUGCGCUUUCUCGACGAGGAACGUCGUCUGCAGCAACAGGAAAGGCCUCCGCGGCAGCGCACGCCAAACGUGGAAAAUAGCGAAACAUCCGGCCGUACAUUGUUUUAUCCCGAAGGGAUUCUGCGGAACAGCACAGCCGAAUUUGAUGUAGUAUCAGACUCGGGAUAUAGAAACGGAUCAGCAACAACGACUGGUUCCUGGGAGGAGACAUUCCCACUGAUCGGGAAUGUGGUAACCGCAUUAGCAAGUUACAGCUCCACAAAUUCGCUAGAAAAUACGGUGAGGGAUACUUUCCUUCCAGAAAGGGGGGCAGACAUAGACGAAACACUGCUGCUACCAAAGGAUUCCUGGUUGGGGCAGUACAACCGUAAUCGUGUGGCAGCUGUCUUGAAGAGCAAAGCUAUCGGUGACUUAGGCGACAAUCUGGCGCUACAGGCGGGUCAGCGAGUGCAGUCUCAGGCGCUUGCACGGACGGCCCGACGGAGAGUCCGAGAUUUUUUGAAACAACGUGAUCAAGUAUGGUCUGCUAACGGCCACGAUAGUGCGAAAGAAAAAGCUCCUCCAUUGCCGACCGCAAACAGCUUGGAAGGGAAUUCCGAAACCUCGCCUGAUCCUUGCGUUAUGAGAAGUAAUGUCGGUCGUGCGCGAUCCACUGCUUAUUCAUUUGAAGAGACGAUUGAUGUCUUUUUGGCUUAUGGGCUCACGGUUAAGGACGUGGCGGAGGUCUUAACGCACUCACCUGGAAUUGCUCUCAUGCGACCUACACGCAAAGAAAACAGCAACGGGGAGUCGCUUGAAGAGACUCUCGAGCGUGUACUUACCCAACUGCUCUGUGGCACUCUUCAGUUGCGCAGAUAUGACGCUCGGAAGGUUUUGCGCAACAGUCCUGGUUUACUUACCAUGCGGGGUUCGCAGGCGGCUGCCAACGUCGUGCAAUUGGUUUCCCAGCUCGGUCUUUCCACCAACGCGCUGGCUCGUGACAAGGCAGCCUUACCCACAAUGCUUUCGCGAUCCCCCGACGCAAUUUUUCGGCUCGUCGCGUUUCUAUCCAGUGAUGCAGUUAGGAUGCCAGUAGACAAGAUUGGUCCUCUUUUGCGGAAACCUAGCUGCCAUGAAUUGUUGGACGUGGUGGCGCCGGUAACGCGGCACCAAGACAGUGAAGAAGACCAAGAGGAUGACGACCUGAUCCGUGAUAUCACAAGUACCGACCCCAACGUCGUGUCCGCUCUGUGGGGACGCAGCAGUCAGUUGCGCCGGAUUCGUAUCAAUCAAGUAUAUAAGGACAUGACAGACACUGCUUGGACGCUCCGCCACGAAAUUGGGACGGAAGAUUUGGGCAAAGUCAUUGCGGCCUACCCCGCAGUGCUGUUGCUAGACGCUAAAACCGAAAUUCUCCCCACCGCACGCUACCUUAUGGAGGAACUUGGUAUUUGGGAGGAUGAUUUACCCCGCGUGUUACAAUUAUAUCCGGCGUUACUAGGAAUGAGAGUGCACGAUAUGGAACGGGUAGUCGAGUAUCUGGUAUCGCUCGAAGUGGCGCCUGAGAACUUGGCUAGUAUCUUUCGGUCCUUUCCAUCCUUGCUAACCUUGGACGUGGAGGCUGAUAUGCUGCCGGUCGUAAACUUUUUGCGGUCUGUCGGCAUUUCAAAUGUGGGACGGUUUGUUUCUCGUUUACCACCCGUGUUGGGAUAUUCAGUGGAAAAAGAUUUGCAACCCAAAUGGCGGUACCUGGAAAGUGUCGUUACGGACCCUCGUUUUGAAGUUUCUAAAUUCCCCGCUUAUUUUUCCUACCCUCUCGAACGCGUGAUUCAAACGCGUUUUGAAUAUCUGCAGCAAGUCAAGAACAUUCCUACACCGCUCGUGGCUUUGGAUCACGUCUUGCGUUUUGGCGACAAGGAUUUUAGUGUAAAGGUAGCGGGUGACCGGGACGACGGUUCAGCCUUCCGAAGCUACACCCAAACCCGGCAAAAGGAACGUGCUACACAAGGACGUAGUCCGAAACGGGGGCAGCGAGAGCCGUCGCGGUCGUCAGAGCCGUCGCGGCCUAUUCGCACUGAUAUCUCCGUGAUAUCAACCAAUCUUGGGACGAUCUUGUGA